This is a messenger RNA of Mercenaria mercenaria, 834 nucleotides long. Its product is annotated as L-amino-acid oxidase-like. The transcript has a single exon. NCBI's taxonomy places the organism in Eukaryota, Metazoa, Mollusca, Bivalvia, Venerida, Veneridae. The record is from RefSeq and is a predicted model, not a curated record. Gene Ontology annotation, molecular function: L-amino-acid oxidase activity; polyamine oxidase activity. The coding region runs from base 1 to 834 and encodes 277 amino acids. Gene Ontology annotation, biological process: amino acid catabolic process.
AUGGACACCCUGCCGAAAGCGUUCACUAAAAAGAAUGAAAAUGGCUGGAACCCGUCUGUCGAUCUCUCGAAACACAUCAAGUUUGGAAUCAUGGUAACAAAGGUGGAAAACGUUGAACAUGUUAAGGACAAGAAAGCCAAGAUGGUCAAGGUUACUGGAGAAAGCACAAGUACGGGACACAAGGAAACAUUUGAAGGUGAUGCCGUUAUUCUGACAUUACCGCUACAAAUCCUGCGACAGCUCGAUAUACCGUUCAGCAUUGAAAAACAAAAAGCCAUUUCGCAAAUUUCGUAUGCUGCCUCUACAAAGAUAAUGCUGCAAUGCAAGAAAAGAUUCUGGCAGAAAGACGUAGGUCAUGGAGGUUUCAGCAAAACUGACAUGAUGAUCGGACAGUUACAUUACCCGGAUUACGACAGCUCCGGAAUUGGAGACAACGAAAGAGGAGUGCUGAUGGUAUAUACUUGGCAAGACAAUGCGUUGACGUAUGGUUCACAACCGAAAGAUCUUGCUAUUCGCAGUGCCGUACAUGACAUAAGCAAGAUCCAUCCCGAAAUAAAGCACGAAUUUGAGGUUGGAACCGUUCAGGCAUGGUAUAGCGAUCCCACAUCCCAAGGUGCUUUCGCGAAUUUAAAGCCCUAUGAGUACAUAAAUCAUAUGAAUAGCCUGACAAAACCGACAGAAACCGUAUACUUAGCUGGAGAGGCACUGUCCUGGUCAAAUGGUUGGAUUCAGGGAGCUAUAUUCUCCGGGCUAAUGCAAGCCUACUGUUUCCAGUCGCAUCAAGAGGACAAAGAAAUUGUCACGCCUGUAUAUCUAAUGCUUGGAAAGAAAUAG